Manis javanica (Malayan pangolin) is the source of this 1402-nucleotide messenger RNA. RefSeq names its product IQ motif containing K (gene IQCK). Gene Ontology annotation, molecular function: protein binding. The record is from RefSeq and is a predicted model, not a curated record. NCBI's taxonomy places the organism in Eukaryota, Metazoa, Chordata, Mammalia, Pholidota, Manidae.
AUGGCGGCCCUGGGGGCGGCGGGCAGCCGCAUAGCCGCGCGCGAGGAGCCGGCCGGCUCAGUGGAGUCCUCGGUCGUCACCCCAAUGCCAUUGCCCACCGUGUCCCCCGAGCUGCCUGUCUCCUCGGGGCAGGGCGCGGAGCGGGGAAAGAACCUGUGGGAGCAGAUCUGCCAGGAGUAUGAAGCUGAGCUGCCUCCCUUUCCAGAGGAAUAUAAAGUCAAACAAGCAGCUAUGAUUACUGUUUCACCACUCAGGGAAACCAGUGUUGACACAGAACGCCUUUAUGCAGUUCCUCGUUCGGCUGUGGGCUCACCUGCUCCCUGUCCUCGAGUUAAAUCUGAAACAGUUAAUCCAAAAACAUGUCCCCCCAAAGAAUAUUUGGAAAUGUUCAUUUUUCCAGUGCUGCUCCCUGGAAUGGCUAGCCUGCUUCACCAAGCAAAGAAAGGAAAAUGUUUUGAGAGAAAAAGAACCAAAUUUAUUGCCUGUGACUUCCUGACCGAGUGGUUAUACAAUCAAAAUCCAAAGAGGACAGGCGAGCCUUUCACAGAAUUCUUCUCCAUUCCAUUUGUGGAGCAGUGGCUCAAGAUUCACCCGCGGCCACCAAUCCCACUCUCCCUCCUGCUGACAGAAGAGGAGGCAGCCCUGAUCAUUCAAUCCUUCUGGAGAGCCUAUCUGGUUCGGUGUGAUCCUGAGAUUCAAGAAUUGCGUCAGUGGCAGAAGAAACUGCACGAGGAAAAGCAUAUUCGCCAGAGAGUCAAAAUUUUCUGGGCCAAACAAGAGCAGAAAGUGAAAUGCAAAAUGGAGGAUGAUAAGGAGGCUACAGCCAAGGCUUCACUACCUUAACCCCUGUUACUCUCUCUUCCCUUCUGAGCUCCACUGACGCCACUGGAGGAAAAUGUCCAAAUCAUGCUUCCUCUAUUGUUAUUUAACCACCAGGCUUGAUACAUGUGAAUAUGGGAUCUUUUGGGCAUAAGAGGAUUUAUUGCAAACCAGCUUUCGUGCAAACAGUUUAUCAUGAGAAGGUCUUAGCUUUCUGCAUGAUCCUCAAAUUUUAUUUUCAUCCGUGUAUUUCUCCAGUACUUCAGGAGUAUUGUCUACCCAACCUCCAUUCAAAUAUACAAUGAACUCUAGUUCCAAGGGAUGUUGAAGUGUUUGAGGUACCAGAUUCCCACUUUUGGCUGUCUUUGCAAAGAUACACAUUUAAAUUUAAGCCCCAAGUCUUUGCAGUGGGUUUUAACUUCAUCUGUGAGUACUCUUGAGGCAUUACUGCCUGUGAUUGUUCCCAAAUGAAAUUGACCCUUCCCUUUGACUGCAAACCCAACAAGAUGAGACACACUUAAACCCAGAUGACAAUAACAGACUAAGGAUUUUUGUUGUCAAAACCCCAGAAUAUCACAGGAAG